CACGCCAUGAUGCUACAGCUUCAGGAAUAUCGAUCUCGAGUUCGAAAUGCGUUCGAAUCGACGUAUCGACACCCUCUUACUGCUUCAAAGACCCCUCGAUCGUCACGUAAACGCAGCUGUCACAGUGGAAAUUACUGUCGAACGCGCGUGCUCGAGUCUUCGCGACUGCUUUUCUCUCAGCAGACGCGUAGUACUACAUGUAGUACCGCACCAGCGCCCUCCUCUCCAACUCGCACUUUGAUCAAGGGCGGUGGCGUCGCCUUCCAUCGUACAACGACGUCAUCACGCGCAACAGCCAAGUCGAACCUCUUCGCACUCGGUCCAGGACAAUAUGACGUCGCACCUCGACGUCCAGCCACGACUGGGAGCGUUAAAUUCAGUCCAGCCGAUAGAUUCCCCGAAUAUUCUGGCGGUGGCGUCAGUGACGCUCACGCACCAGGUCCUGGUCAAUAUCUUCCUAACGACUGCGUCACUGUAAAACGUUCUGCUCGUGUCGUAUUUUCCCAAUUACCGAGACAGACGGAGACGGCAGCGCCACCUCGAGCUUCCGUAAAAACGGCUCCAGCUACCGCUGAUGUCGUUUCUAGCUUUUACUUCAAGCCAGCCAGCGGGUUUGUAAGCCCCACGGACAGCGUCUCGAAAGCGGGAGGAGGCAUCCCAAAUUGGAGUCGCUCGGCCAGAUUUACAGGUCGAAGAGAGCGUUUUCGACAAAUUUCGCGUAAUUUAUCGCCUCCAGUUGAUUAUAUUUCACGUAACAAAACUAAAGUCGAGAACAUGUCGGCUAAACAACGACAAAAUCGCAGUAAUCAACCGACGAUACGAGAGAAAAUUAUUUCGCACGCAUGGGGGACACUAAUUGUGCUCUCCGUGGCCCAAACGAAGCUGGUCAGUCUGCUCGUGGCUUCAGUUGUGCUCCAUCGGCUUCGUCGAGCUCAGGAAAUGCGCUACAAGCGUCUUACCUUCGAGUCCUGGACACAAGUGCGGAGUCGAGAUUCCAUGCAAGCUUUAGCUGCAGCGUUAAUUGCGCGCAGUACCUUCCGCUUGCGCUUGAGUCUGCGAGUACAGCAGAAGACUCGCGCCGCAAAACUGUUAAGGAUGUUCCUUUCCGGUCUUUCGUUCGACGUUAGAUUUGCCAUGGCGGUUCGCAGAAUAAAGCGACGAAUUAUUUUACUUCAGCGUUGGUGGCGCCACGCUCGACUCGUGGUACGUGCUAGAGAACAAUGUUUAGCGUGCAAGUGGCUGAACGUUGAGCAACGUUUACGGACGGAGACUAUCGCUCAGAUGCCGUAUCUUACGCGAGUUUUCCAGCCUCCUUCGACUCCCAUGUCAAUUUCUCCUCCUCGUGUUUCAAGUGCCUCGACAAAGAGGAAAGCGUCAACAAUUACAGUGGAAAAGUCAGUACCACUGCACAAAUUACUGCAUCUACCAGAUCAAAAGCGUUGGUUUAAUGGCCGAUUUGUGUUGGGUCCUGAUGGUUCUCUCCGUGGCUACGCUGUCCCUGAUACUGACACCAACGAGACCGACAAUGCCGCAGGAGAGCGUCUGGUGGUGGAGGUGAAGCACUUCCGAUGCCACGCUCAUGGCUUUGAUAAGGUAUCGAUGGGCUCGAAACAUAUCGAGGACGCAGGUGAGAGAGACAAUACCAUUGUACCGUAUUUGAUGGUGUUUAAGCCUGGGGCCAGUCGCUUCGUGCUGAUCACAGACACUACCAGUCUAAUCCUCGCACCACUGCUAGACUGGAGAGAAAAACUUGAGCAGAUCGCGAAAUAUCCCAACGGAAUUUCCUACUCUGCUACUGGAUCUCAAAGUGAUAUCACAGAAAUGCUCUUGCAAACGGAUGAGUUGGGUCUAGAAGACCUCAACGAAGAGCCCGUAGUAGCAACUUUAAACUCGCGCAGAAUGAGUGUUUCAUCUAACGGAGAACGAUCCGGGUCAGUGGUGCAAGGUCGUAGACGUAGUAGUCGCUGUUCUCUGCGACGAAGUAAUAUUUUUCAGCCGCUAGCUGAAGGAAACUUGUCGUAUUACGUCGUGGAUUUACUACGCGACUGUCCACGUAUACCAGCGCCGAUUGUUUGGAACGCACUACGCGAUAAACUGCGAGAAGAGCGCAAGAACUUUCGAUCCGAUAUAUAUCGCUUCAAACUCGAGAUCGCUCGAUACCAGCAGCACGAACAAGAGCGACGGCAACUGGUUGUGCUGGACAAAUUCAAGGAAUUCUUCACAAUGGAGCGACCUCACCGCCCACAUUUCCGAAGUCUCAUCUCGAAUCGGAAAAUGGAAAUUCUUGUCCGCGAAACUUUGGAGUUCGUGAAAACUACGCAACCGUCCAACCCAAAAUUCAUGUUGACUUCGUGAAAUUCCAGUUAAGUACGAAAUAUAUCAGAUCGUUUCAAAAACCU
Molecule: messenger RNA, 2399 nt
Organism: Phytophthora infestans T30-4
Lineage: Eukaryota; Oomycota; Peronosporomycetes; Peronosporales; Peronosporaceae
Exons: 3
Coding region: 7-2355 (782 amino acids)
Source: RefSeq, a predicted model, not a curated record